AAGUGGUUGAGCUUGUCGCAGUGAGGAACAAACACAGCAAAGAUGACCGGCACACCACUGUGUUAUUUUGUUUUAGCUGCGAUUAUUUCGAUCGCUUCAGCGCAGUAUGUUCCACCGUACACUGAAGAAUGUCGGAGUGGCAUGUAUCCGCCGCAAGGGCCAACGUUUAAAGGUGCUGUCACCUGGUACACUGUUGACCUAGAUUUGCCACCAAGCCAAAGAUGGACAGCACUCAUCACUGACAAAAAGACUGAGCUGGCUGAAAUGGUCCAGACCAUUAAAGAUCUUGCAGACGCGUUUGUUCCCAGUGGAAAACUCAUUGAUCUGGUGGAUAAGGCUCUGCCCUUAAUGGUUGAUACACUCCCGCACCCUUUCAACGAGGAAAUCAAAGGAAUAGCCACUGCAUCAGGUGUUCCUUUAGGGGAGGUCGUGCUUUUCAACAUAUUCUAUGAGGUCUUCACUGUUUGCACUUCACUGGUAGCAGAAGACUCUACAGGAAAUCUUAUCCAUGCAAGGAACCUGGACUUUGGACUCUUCCUGGGCUGGGACAUGAAGAACAAGUCCUGGGUGAUCUCUGAGAAACUGAAACCUCUGGUGGUGAAUAUUGAGUUUGUAAGGAACAACCACACCGUCUUCAAGUCCACCAACUUUGCCGGAUACGUGGGCAUGCUGACCGGAAUUCGGCCGCACGCGUUCACCCUCACCAUGAACGAGCGAUUCAGUCUGGAUGGAGGAUACAUCGGAAUCGUGGAAUGGAUCCUGGGAAAGAGAGACGGCAUGUGGAUGAGCUUCCUCACCCGCUCCGUCCUGGAAAACGCCACCAGUUACGACGAGGCGAAGAAGCUGCUGUCUCAGACCAAGCUGCUGGCACCGGCCUACUUCAUCCUGGGCGGGAACCAGAGCGGACAGGGCUGUGUCAUCACCCGCUCCAGAGUCCUCAGCCUCGACAUCUGGGAGAUUGACGUGAAACAGGGCAGGUGGUACGUGUUGGAGACGAACUAUGACCACUGGAAGGAACCUCUGUUCCUGGAUGAUCGCAGGACCCCAGCGAUGAAAUGCAUGAACCAGACCACACAGAACAACAUCUCCAUUAAGACAGUGUACGACAUCCUCUCCACAAAGCCGGUCCUGAACAAGCUGACCACCUACACCACAUUAAUGGAGGUGUCCAAAGGAAAGCUUGAGUCCUACAUCCGGGACUGCCCCAACCCCUGCAUGCCCUGGUGAUGCCCGGGCCCCCGCCUGACCGCCGCGUUUCCGGAAUCUUCCUUCGGGCACUGAAGAGUGGGGCCGAGGGGUUGGAUGUGGUUCAUUGAGACCGGGAAUGCUUUAAGACCGUCUUUAUCGAUAUGGACCCGCUCAAUCACUGACUUAACACACACAUACUGCCGCUUACGGCCGACAGGCCUUGGAAGAAAUGAUGCUUAACACACACAGAGACUGACAGGGCUUUUAAAUGCCACACAGGCUUGAAUUUUAAUGAAUGGUUGUGGGAACAUUUUUCCUAACUUUUAACACUGUUGACCUUUAAUACUAAAGGUUUUGAUAUGAUUCUGUUUUUAGGCAGAUGUUGGCGUUUGAAGGUGAUUUGAUGUUGUGUGUGACUGUAUCGUACCAUACAGAGCUAAGUGUUGUGUAUAUAUGUCCAUGUGUUGGGUUUGGACCCUUAGACGGUGCAGGCUCUUACUGUUUCAUGUCUUGUUAAAUUUCGCUAAUCAUCUGAAAAACGGCCCUUCGUGUUUAAAGCAUUAAACUGCUGUGGAAUGAAUCAA
This is a messenger RNA of Chanos chanos (milkfish), 1772 nucleotides long. RefSeq names its product N-acylsphingosine amidohydrolase (acid ceramidase) 1b (gene asah1b). The transcript has 14 exons. NCBI's taxonomy places the organism in Eukaryota, Metazoa, Chordata, Actinopteri, Gonorynchiformes, Chanidae. Gene Ontology annotation, cellular component: lysosome. Gene Ontology annotation, biological process: fatty acid metabolic process. The record is from RefSeq and is a predicted model, not a curated record. The coding region runs from base 43 to 1227 and encodes 394 amino acids. Gene Ontology annotation, molecular function: fatty acid amide hydrolase activity; N-acylsphingosine amidohydrolase activity.